Molecule: messenger RNA, 2832 nt
Organism: Adineta ricciae
Lineage: Eukaryota; Metazoa; Rotifera; Eurotatoria; Adinetida; Adinetidae
Source: the annotation of a GenBank genome assembly
AUGUCUGACGGACAUCGAACACCCGAUUUAACUGGCGCACCGGGCUCGGCAAUGCCAUUGUCCGAUGUGGAGCCGUCGAAAAAGCCAUCGUCCAUUCUACGAACAGCUUUCGACGAUGCGGCUCUCCAAUCGAUGGAAGAAGAGUUUCAAGGCAUUCUCAAUGAGCUAGUUGGUGGAGAUCGAAGUUUAGAGAAGCUUCGUACCGAAUACGAAAAACUUCAUAAAGCUUUACUGAAAUCACACGAUAGUGAAAAGCGUUUGAUGCAGAAAUGUCGUGAAUUGAACUCAGAACUGAUGACCAAUUCUGCUAAAGUACAAGCAGCCAUGAAACUGAGCGAAGAAGAUAAGAAUACAAUCAGUUCGCUCCAGAAGGAAAUCGACAAGGCUUGGAAAAUGGUCGAUGCUGCUCAUGAAAAAGAACAACGUGCCAAAGAAACAAUUCAAAGUUUAAGAAUUGAAAUAAAUAACUUGAGUAACUUAGUGGAACAAGGUGCAGGAAUGAGUGUUGGUCAAGAACAAGAUGUGAACGAUUUGAUGAAUGCUCGUACCGAACUCACGCAAGAACGAGAUAAACUGUUGAAUGACCUCACGGAGAUCCGUCGCGAAUUUGAUAUAAGCCUGAUUAAACAGGGCGAUUUAAAGAAAGAAAUCCAGGUCUCCAAUGAUCAAAUACUUGAUCUGCAAGAGAAAAUCAAUCAAUUAAAGAAUGAAAAUGCCAAAGAAGCAAAGAAACGAGAACAAACUGAAUUGGAAUUGAAAGCGAGUAAACAGAAUUUAGAUGUGAAGAAUGCCGAAGCCAAAUCCCAGUCGACCUUAUUCGAAGCUCAACAGCAGGAACUGAAAAGAACUCAGCAACAUCUUCGACAGUUCAAAGACGACAACGUUCGUCUAACGAAAGAAAAUCNGAAAAGAACUCAGCAACAUCUUCGACAGUUCAAAGACGAACACGUUCGUCUAACAAAAGAAAAUCAAAUCAUUCAAGUUCAUUUGGAUAAUCUCCGUAUCCAAUUCAACGAACUGAUGUCAAAAAAUGACAAGUUAUCGUCUGACUUCGCUCGUCGGGCGCUUGACUUGAAGGAGAAAGACGACGAAAUAAACUAUCUUCGAAAAGACCGCGAUAAUGAACAGAAGAAGAAGGACUAUGCCGAGAAACGUUUACGAUUAGUCGAAGAUCAAUUAGCUGAUUCGGAACAAAAACGCGAAACUCUUCGUGCGAAUGUUUCGAAUUUACAACAAGAAAUUGAUCGGUUCCAGAAGCACUGCGACGAUUUGAAGGCUCAAGCCGAUGGGUUAACACGUGAACGUGAGCAACUGAAUAAAACAUGUCAGAAGUUAAUUGGCGACAAUCAGAAACAAUCAGAUCAAAUGCGAAGUGUCGAUCAAAGCAAACGAACUCUAGAACAAGAUAUUUCCAAUUACAAAGACGAAGCAGCCAAACGACGAAAGAUCCUUGUACAAUUGGAAAAAGAACGAGAUCGUUAUAUCAAAGAGGGAGGUGACUUAAUGAAACAAGUGCUCGGUUUCAUGGAAGAAGUGAAGAAGAAAGAACUGGAUUUAUUCGAUCACAAAAAGAAAAUUGCCGAGUUAGAAACACGAUUAAAACAACAACAGGGUUUGUACAAAGCUGUUCAAUUGGAUCGAGCUGUGUAUUCAAAGAAUCUCAUCGACUCUAAAGACGAAAUCGGCGAGAUGAAGCGAAAAUUGAAAAUUAUGACUCACCAAAUCGAUCAAUUGAAAGAAGAAAUUCAAGGCAAAGAACAAGAUCUAGUACGGGGACAAGUAGAGCAUGAUAAAGUGAAAAAGGAAAAAGACCAAUUGGUAGCCAAUGUUGAACAAAUGAAGAAAGAUGCUACGAAAAAGGAGGAGGACUACUCCAAUCAACAAGCUGAAUUCGAACGAUUGAACAAACAAUUAUCUGAAGCAAAUGAUGAACGAAAAAAACAAAUGAAACAGUUACAGCAGGUUAUUGCCGAACGCGAUGUUCUCGGUACUCAACUUGUUCGACGAAAUGACGAACUGGCACUUCUGUACGAGAAAAUGAAAAUUCAGCAGUCGACAUUGAACAAAGGCGAACUUCAAUACAAAGGUCGUUUGGAGGACAUCCGUAUAUUGAAAUUGGAAUUGAAGAAACUCCGACAUGAGAAAGGGUCGUUGCAAGAUAAAGUUUUCAAUACGAAUGAUCUCAAACGUGAACUCUUCCAUAUUCAACGGGAAUUAAUUCGCGAACGUACGCGUUGCCGAGCAAUGGAAGAAGAAAUGGAGAAUCCAAUGAAUGUUCAUCGAUGGAGAAAACUUGAAGCCAGUGACCCAUCGGCGUUUGAAUUAAUACAAAAAAUCCAACUACUUCAAAAACGACUAAUACAAAAAACCGAAGAAGUCGUUCAGAAAGAACUGCUAAUCCAAGAAAAAGAGAAACUAUAUGCUGAACUUAAACGAAUCUUAGCUCGUCAGCCCGGUCCUGAAUGUGCCGAACAAUUGUCUAUCUAUCAGGAAACGUUAAAAGCUAAAACAAAACAAUUAAAAUCACUGGCAGGCGAAGUCAAUAUGUAUGAAAGUCAAAUCGACGGUUAUAAAUAUGAAAUUGAUAAACUCAGUCGGCAGUUGACCGAAGUGCGACAGAAAUAUUUUCUUCUCAAGAAAAAACAAACCAUGAUCAAAGAGAAAGAACGUUUAUCGGAAAUGCAACAAAUAACAACAACGAUCAAUGGCAUUACACUACAACAACCACCUCCGGAUCUCAUUCAACCGCAUCGAUCAAAUGAACAACCACGAUUUACUGGUGGUGGAUUCAAUUUGAAAUCGAUUCCAAAGCCUCCGAGCGAUAAUGCUUAG